UGUACCAUUCAGACAGCAUGAGUGGCUGUGAGAUGGGAAAGCGAGUCUUAUUUACGCUUCAUUUUCCUCCAAAUUGAAACCAUGUUGACUCUCAGGCACUUUCUCACUCUCUUUCUCUCUCCCUUUUUUUCACACACAUGCACACAUCUGAUUUUUCCCAUUAAAGCUCUCAGUGAAACUCAGUAACUCAGCACAUUAAAAUAUUCUCAUUUAAAAAAAGCUGUACUAUUAUUUUCGCCCCUCUCCAAACAAUACUGAGAAAUACCAACAUUAAAAAAAUAAUAAUUAUUUAAUUUUGUGGUGAUUAAUACAACAAUACAAUUCUUAAUUAAAUAUUUAAUUUUGCCAAUCUAACAUUGAUUUUUUCAUUUACAUUUAAAUACCCAUUAAAAGCUUAAGAAAAUCUGGUAGGAAACAUGGUUUACACAUGCGUGCACUAGUUGAUAUUUGUGUUGAUGAUUUUUGUUUGUCUCAAGUAAACCAACAAUUGCCUUAAAUAUGUUGUUUCUAUUAAUACUAUUUCUACGAAUACUACUAUUAUCAAUUGUUUCUAUUAAUAACUACUUCUAACCUCAUCUAACUACUUCUUACAUCAUUUCCUGCUCCUCAUCCUUUCCUCCUCUAUCCUGCUAUUCCCCCUUAGCCUCUUGUAGACCCUGUUGAAAAAUGUCCUGUAUUUCUUAUUUACAACAUUAUCGCUUUCGAUAAAAGUGUCCGAUAAAUGCUAUGUAAUGUAAUGUGAUAUAAUUAGUAUAUAAUUAUCCUUUAAGAAGUGUAGGUUUUAUGAUAAAAUUAAAAAAAAAUUCAUUGUUUUAUUAAUAAUGAAAAAAUAAUCUAAAAAUCCUUAACAGACAACUUGUUUUCUUUCUCUUUAUUAUUUAUUUAUUUAUUUAUUUUUUUUACUGCAUUGCCAAAGUAUCUAAUUGCGACCCUUAAUCAAAUGACUCAGAAUGAGGCAAAAAAAGUGAUUGGAACAUCCCAAAUUUAUACCUAUGUACACGUAUGCAGAUGACCCGCUCCCUGAUGUUUUUAUAGUCUCUUUAAUGUGUUUUGCCAUCCCAUCUCUCUUAUCUAAUGCUGUCCUUGAGUUCUUGUGUGCGCGCUUUAGUACGUCUGCAGUCAUCGAGCACCCAUACAAGGCUGAGUGCCUCUCUGCAGCUCACUCUGACCCUCACUCCUGUGGCCUCUUCUGCCUACACACAGCUGCUUACAGAGAAAACUCCCACAAGGCCACUCUUCUAGUAUUCAUAUGUGCCAUCUAAUCCACUUUUUUCAUGAAAAAAAAGCAAUGUAUGCAGUGUAUGUGGUGAUUAUAUAGAAGUCAGAGCUGUUGUUAUUCUAUUUAUGUACUCAAACUUUCUUAAACUAUUUGCUCACUGCUUCAAGAAUCUUGUGUCUGUCCUUAUCUACCUGAUCAACAUUUCAGUACACCAACAUCAACACAGUAAAGCUUGAAGACAACAACAGUUAGUCCCAUUCCUUAAAGAUAGAUCCUACUUUAUUAUUUUAGUGUAGUGUGAAAACGGUAAGCUUGGCUUUUAAGUGUCUCUGACAUACAUCACCAUGGGUUCUUUUGGGUUGACAUAAUCUCUCUUUCACACAUGGGCAUUGCUACAGUCAACUUCGGCCUAUUUGAAAUCCCCAGCAGAACAUCUUAAUCAUGUGGACACCCAUGUUUUCUGUCUACUUUUCUGAAAACCACAAAAAAGGUAAUUGAUGUUUAUUACCUCUAUGUUUAUAGAGGUAAUGGAGAAUGUCCUGGAAAAGGUUUCUCCAAAAGACUGUGAAUCUUUUUUUUGACAGUUUAGAUAUCUGGGGAUGAGAUUAACCAAAUUUAUAAAUAAAAAAAAAACAUUCUUAAGGAGACUAAAAAUGUUGAUAAGUGUGUCACUGAUUACUACAUACACAUAUACAGCUCUGAAAAAAAAUAAGAGACCACUUAAAAAUGAUGAGUUUCUUUGUUUUUACCAAAUUUAAAACCUCUGCAAUAUAAUCAAGAGGAAGAUGGAUGAUCACAAGCCAUCAAAAACCAAGCUGAACUGCUUGAAUUCUUUUUUGCACCAGUAGUGGCAUAAAGUUAUCCAAAAGCAGUGUGUAAGACUGGUGGAGGAGAACAUGCCAAGGUGCAUGAAAACUGUGAUUAAAUACCAGGGUUAUUUUACCAAAUAUUGAUUUCUAAACUCUUAAAACUUUAUGAAUAUGAACUUGUUUUCUUUGCAUUAUUUAAAGGUCUGAAAGCUCUGCAUCUUUUUAUUUCAGCCAUUUCUCAUUUUCUGAAAAUAAAUGCUCUAAAUGACAAUAUUUUAUUUGGAAUUUGGGAGAAACGUUGUUCGUAGUUUAUAGAAUGAAACAACAAUGUUCAAAUGUAGCAAAAUCAGAGAAACUGAUUCAGAAACUGAAGUGGUCUCUUUAUUUUUUCCAGAGCUGUAUAUGUAUACGUAUAUAUGUUGGUAGAUAAACUUACAUUUUAGCCUUGAGUUUAAGCAGUUAGAGGAGGUGCAUAUAAAACCCUGACACCCUGAGUGGGAGAGCUGUCCCUGAGAGUGACAGAGAGACAGAGAAGCAGAGAGGGGGAUAGAACAGAGGAGUGUGAGUGAUGGCAGUGAAGUGGAGAGUGUGGUGCAGCCCUGUUGCUCAGUCCCUGGCCAUGCUGGAGGUACCAGGCCAGGUGAGAGCAUGCCACAGUGGGAGUUUAUCCACAUCAAGAGAGCAGCUGUUCUCAGAAAACAGUUCCACUGUAAAGCCUUUCAGUGAAAUCCCGGGCCUGUGGAAGAACAGCCUCGGAAAUCUCUACACCUUCUGGAAACUGGACGGCUUCAAAAACAUCCAUCACAUUAUGGUGCACAACUUCAACACUUUUGGGCCAAUUUACAGGGAAAAAAUUGGAUACUAUGAAAGUGUGAACAUCAUCAACCCUGAGGAUGCUGCUAUCUUAUUCAAAGCUGAGGGUCACUAUCCCAAGAGACUUCGAGUGGAGCCGUGGACCUCCUACAGGGAUUACAGGAACCGUAAAUAUGGCGUUCUUCUCAAGGAUGGAGAGGACUGGAGAUCUAACAGAGUGAUUCUGAACCGGGAGGUGAUCUCACCGAAGGUACAGGGAAACUUCGUACCACUUUUGGAUGAAGUGGGUCAGGACUUUGUGGCACGAGUCUAUAAAAAGAUUGAAAGAAGUGGACAGAAUAAGUGGACCACAGAUCUCUCCCAUGAGCUCUUCAAGUAUGCCCUGGAAUCUGUGAGUACAGUGCUGUAUGGAGAACGUCUGGGUCUGCUGUUGGACUACAUUGAUCCGGAAGCCCAGCACUUUAUCGAAUGCAUCACUAAAAUGUUUAAGUCCACCUGCCCCAUGCUGUACAUUCCACCAGCCCUGCUACGCCGAGUUGGAGCCAAAGUGUGGAAGGACCAUGUGGACUCCUGGGAUGGCAUCUUCAACCAUGCGGACCGCUGUAUCCAGAACAUCUACAGGCAGCUGAGGAAGGAGUCUGGAGCCCAGGGCAAAUACCCCGGAGUGCUGGCCAGUCUACUGAUGCUUGAUCGUCUGUCUAUUGAGGAAAUCAAGGCCAGUGUUACUGAGCUGAUGGCUGGAGGAGUUGACACAACAUCCAUCACCCUGCUGUGGACACUUUAUGAGCUGGCUCGGCACCCUGACCUUCAGGAGGAGCUGAGGGCAGAGAUCACGGCUGCUCGUGCUGCUUCAGAGGGAGACACAGUGCAGAUGCUGAAAAUGGUGCCGCUGGUUAAAGGAGCUUUAAAAGAAACACUUAGGCUACAUCCUGUUGCUGUAAGCCUACAAAGAUACACCUCUGAGGACAUUGUGAUCCAAAAUUACCAUAUUCCUUCUGGGACGUUAGUGCAGCUGGGGCUGUACGCAAUGGGCAGAGACCACCGUAUCUUCCCUCGACCAGAGCAGUAUCUGCCCUCUCGCUGGCUGAGGAAUGAGAGUCAUUAUUUCAGGAGUUUGGGUUUCGGCUUUGGGCCUCGCCAGUGUCUCGGCCGCAGGAUCGCAGAGACAGAGAUGCAGCUCUUCCUCAUUCAUAUGCUGGAGAACUUCAGGAUUGAGAAAGAGAGGAAGAUGGAAGCUAGAAGUAAAUUUGAGCUCAUUCUGAUCCCUGACAAACCCAUCAUGUUAACCAUAAAGCCUCUACACAGCUCCAGAUAGCAGGACACUAAAAGUCAGUGACUUGGAGAUCAGAGAUUUUGUGAUGGACCUUUUUUUUUAAAGAGGAAUUAAAGGCAACCACUUUCAAACUUCCAGGAGGUACUGAUGUAAUGUUUUAUUGUAUCUGUGUUUUACUAAGCCAUAUAUAAUUUGUUAAAUUACUACAGUUCAUCUAUGAUACACUGUAAAUGUAUCUGAAAAAAAAAACAGGUGUGUGUUUCAUUUCACUGUAUUAAAAAGCAUGAAGGUUUCAUCA
Molecule: messenger RNA, 4412 nt
Organism: Astyanax mexicanus (Mexican tetra)
Lineage: Eukaryota; Metazoa; Chordata; Actinopteri; Characiformes; Acestrorhamphidae
Product: cholesterol side-chain cleavage enzyme, mitochondrial
Exons: 9
Coding region: 2597-4156 (519 amino acids)
Biological process (GO): cholesterol metabolic process; cortisol metabolic process; C21-steroid hormone biosynthetic process
Cellular component (GO): mitochondrial inner membrane
Molecular function (GO): monooxygenase activity; oxidoreductase activity, acting on paired donors, with incorporation or reduction of molecular oxygen; heme binding
Source: RefSeq, a predicted model, not a curated record